Macrobrachium nipponense is the source of this 7412-nucleotide messenger RNA. RefSeq lists its product as uncharacterized. The record is from RefSeq and is a predicted model, not a curated record. Bases 4442 to 7000 code for a protein of 852 amino acids. NCBI's taxonomy places the organism in Eukaryota, Metazoa, Arthropoda, Malacostraca, Decapoda, Palaemonidae. The transcript is spliced from 7 exons.
CAUCAACCCACCUCUUCAAUUGGAUUUCUGCCGGCUCCCGAGUAACAUCAGUAGCUCUGCGGGUUUUCGUCAUCUUUGGAGGGUUGUUUGCCUGUUCAUGGAUAUUGACUGCCCUGACUUAUUCACUCGCCUGGGGCCAUACUGCUACUACUUUUCUGAUGAAGCACUGAACUGGCAUUCUGCAAGGGAGGCAUGUAAUAGUAAGGGCAAUGCCAACAUUGAAGUAGAUCUCGCUGUAUUUGACCUCUUCCCAGGAGAUUACAGCCUCCUAUUUCAUCAUGCUACUCUUCUGGGAAACGAUUCUUGGUGGAUUGGAGGAACAGAAGAGGGCCACCCAGGCUACUGGGUCUGGAUCGAUGGACGACCAGUCGACAUAGCCAAGACCUACUGGCGUCCAGAUGAACCUGACCUCUUUGACGACCAAAAUGUUCUGAUGAUCACAUAUCAGUCAAAUGAGAAAUACCCAAGGAGAAGGCUUGGUGACUGGAUCGCCGAACGUAACCAUAAGUACAUAUGUCAGUUAGGCGUCACAGGAGCCAUUUGAAAGACAGACUAGAUUGCUUGAAAUUUCGAGUCACCUCAACCACAAUUUUAGCAUAAAAAUUACAUCUAAAAAGUAACAUAAUUUUUCAAUCAUGAAUAAUAUCUCUUCGAUUAUGCUCACUAAAUCUACGUAAACUUCUCUAUACACAUUCCUUCUGCAUUCAUUCCUUUUUCUUUACCUUCUGUGAUAUAAUCUUAGGAUCCCUCGGUAUCUACCAAAAGAAUACUAAUCUUUCUGAGUGCAUUUACCCCUUACACGUACUUUGUAAUAGGUUUGCUAUUCAACCAAUAAUUUGUAUGUAUGAGUCCUGGGUUCGAUUCGUGGGUUUUAGGCAUAAUGCCAAGCACUGGGGCAACUAAGGCCAUUCAACGCUUAAACGGGAAUUGACAGUGAAAAGGUUUGAAAGGUGUAACAGGAGGAAAGCCUCGCAGUUGCACUUUGAAUCAAUUGAUAGGAAAGGGUGAAAAAUAAGAUGGAAGAAAUAUGAUAAGAAGGGAGGUACAGUAAAAGGAAUGAAAGUAGUUGCAGCUAGAGGCCGAAGGGACGCUGCAAAGACCCUUAAGUAAUGCCUACAUUGCACCGCAUGAGGUGCACUGACGACACUAACCCCCCUACGGGGACGAGUUCUGGGAAACUGUAAGAAGUGUUUGUAUAGUCUCAAAUAAUCAACAAUCUAAGAUUUUCAGUAACUGGCAGAAAAUUCACUUCGACAAAUUCCCUUUAUUCAUGCUCCAAUGCGACAUAGAAGCUUGAACAAGCCAGGCUGCUUUUGCGUCACUUCUUUUCCAACAAUUCUGAAACCUCUUGCAAAGAUCCUGAAGUACAUCUGCUCUCGAGGAAAUCCCGCAAUCUUUUAUUUUUCUUCAUUAUUUCUCAAUGUCUUUCCUACCAUGCAUAUUUUCAUUUGCUUUACAAUCUACUGGUCUUGAAUUUGUCCUCUGCACUGGUAUUUCAUUACGCUUCUCUUAUCCUCUCUUGGGAUUUUUUUUUUCUCUCUCUCGCUUUUCACACAAUGAACCUUUAUUUUGAGGAAACUUUCUUCUGAAAAGUCAAUAGCAUUUUUGCUCGACUUGAAACUGUGCACUUAGUACAAAUAUUAACAAUAAUAACAAAAACGAUUCAUAAACAGAACGGCUAACGUGAAAGAGCAGCCUUCGGCUCUCUAUAUUGUCUUUAACUUGUUCAUCUGGGAAUUCUAAACUCAUUCACAAAGUCUGCCUUUAUAUUGUACAAUGAGCUCAACCAAUGUGCUAGAGGUGGACCUUUUCGUGACAGGUGCAUAAUAUUUUGUUGAUCAGAUUUUCAUAUUGGUCCUUUAAAAAAAAACGUCUGAGUUUGCAAAAAUGAUAACCGCAAAAACACUGCAAAAAAAACAGAUUUUCAUGCAUAAAACUCAAAAAACUGUCAAACCUCUUCUGUAUUAAACGUGAGCAGUCGCCUAAUGAAUUCCAUUAUAAACCCACAUUAUAAAAUAGCAUUAAAAUAGCACGGUAUUUUAAAUCAGCAUUAUAUCUUCUUUAAAGCCGAACAUGCAGCAAUUUAAAUAAGUGAAGAGGAUGAUAUUGAACACUUAAGUUAAUAAGAGUGUAUUAACUAUACAGUAGAAGCAAAGGCAAUCGGGCUACAGCAGGAGCUCCCUAGAGAGCAAAAUUCACUGUAGAUGCCCGGGAAGGAUAUCUUCUGAGGAUGUCUAAAUCAUAAUUUUCGUUGUUGGAAAAAGAAGGGAACCACCACUUCGAGCAAAGUCAUUCAGAACGAUCUUGAAGUUGCCGAGGUGCCUGACCGGAAACUUCUUUAUGACUGAGUCACUCCAAGCCCGGGCAGGUAUUUGAAUUCGUCAGAAAACCAUAGCGCUCGAAGCUAAAAUCCUCGGGUCACUCCAAUUUCAAAUCGGAGUGUAAGUCGCAGACCCAAAGACCUAUGGUCUCAUAUUCCCGAAGUCUUCUCGAGCCCAAUCCUAGAUCUCUAAAUUUGAAAGCCACUUUACAUUGUAUUUUAUUGACCGAAAUUCGGACGCUGUCUGUAAUGUUCAUGGUCUAGUUUGGUGGUUCAAGGUGAAUGUUUAAAGUGUCAAUCUUAUCGGCAUCUAGAAUAUCCUUUUUAGUCAACUUCUGAAUAUAUGAUUUCAAACCUCCUUUUUAGUCAACUUCUGAAUAUGUGACUUCAGACCUCCUUUUAAGUAAGUCCGGUUUAACGAAAUCCGAGUUAAAAUAUUUAACUCACUCCGACCUCGAUUUUUUAAUUAAUUUAAUUAAUUAUUUACUUAUUCUUUUUUUAUUUAUUUUUUUGAGCGUGUCUGAGACUCAAAUAUUUCGGAUACUAUGACUCGGGUUCGUUACUCUGUGAUCACGUCUACGGUUCAGAGUAUUCAGAAUUGAAGUCUCGGAGUCACUUAAAAGACAUCGAGUCAGUGAACUACUCCGUUUGGUGGGGUGGAAUGAGAUCAGUUGUGGGUUGGUCGCUGUCUGGGAAGGACGCGUGCGCGCAGUCACGGAAGGACUACCAUUACGCGGGAUUUCGUUGAGGUGGAUUUAUUUGUGUGACACAGUCCCAGAACAGCCCAGCUACGACGCCACUGUCUUCAAGCAAAAUACAAGCUACAAAUUAAACGCGAAACGGAAUCUGUCAAGUGAAACGACUCGUCCCCUCUAGAAAAUGCGUCUUCGGUCAUACCUCCAAAAAAAUUUAUGAGGUUCUAGAAGCUUGGUUAAGGAGCAACAAAGGUCGGAGAGUGAUGUAGCAUACUUGAUCCAUACCUCAUCCUGGGGAUUCAUUACACGACCGAAAAGAACCCACAAUGUUCCCCUGCUUUUCGAAUAUCAAAAAGUUACGAUAAAUAGAAAAAAUAUUCUGUACAGAGCUAGUCACUUCAUUUCCGAUGUAAGAAUAUUUUCGAAAUCGAUACCAAAGCAAUAUUGAUGUGAUUACUGGAUCAUUUAAAAACUGCAAUUGGUCGUCUGAAGGUGAUAAUCCCCGAGGAAAUUAAUGUACCAAAUACGCUGAAUUUAGGGGAUCUCUCUAUCUCAUUGGGUGGAAAAACAAAGGAGUGAAAUUGCAGUGUGACAUUAAAUACAUAUUUGAAAUUUUUUGUGAAACUUUUGCCAUUCGCCGAUAAAGGAUAAAUCGGAGGUUUCAUAGGACUCGAUGAAAAAUUAACGUUGAACUCGAAAUUUCUCUGAAUGUAAAAAAAAAAAAAACCAAACCUCCAGUUACUUCUCAACGUGAAAGUGCCUUUACCGUUCCGAAAAUUCCCCUUCCGUUAAUUCCCUCUCUUAGCCUAAAGUGACAAGAGGAGGAGGGAGGCCGCAAGAGCCUCUAGAGGGAAUGUCAGUCAGUGGACACUGCUCUGAAAAAAUAAAUGAGUCGAAUUUCUCCUCGUUGGAAAAAUAUUGAAGGAGAGUGUUUAAAAUAACACCGAGGGGUAUCCCCGCUGCGAGAGGAAGAGAAUAUAGGAAGGAAGGAAGACUUGGGAGACGAAAAGAGAAGUGGGAUGUGGUGAAAGAAUCAACAUCUGCUGAGAAAAUGGUUCCCCUCUUAUUCCUCUAACCGGAGUGAAACCAAGGGGAGAGAGUUGGAGAGAGAGACUCGAGGGGAGGUAGUACUACAAAUCCCCAUCCCUCCUCGCCCCCUGCUGCGAGAUAACUCACACGCUUUGCAAAGCUCAGUCAACUUUAUUAAAUAGUCAACCUGUUACCUAUAAAUUCGUGCCAGUUACCAAAAAAUACUCACCUGUUGACAUAUAAACAUCACAGAACGGUUAGGAACACCUAUGAAUACAUUUCUCAUAUAUAGAGAAAAUAUGUAAUAAAAAAAAGGAAAAAUAGAAAAAAACCACAUAGUGAAGGUACAAAGUUCAUAAUACUUAGUGAAUUCCUAAUUAGCUGAACAAAGAGCAAAAUGGUUAACUGCACCAAGAGGAAGGGAGAAUCAGCGCUCUUAGCGAUGCUGGUGAUGAUAGCGAUGAAUCAGCUCACAUCUGCAGAUUUCUCUACUUUGAUUCGAAAUUCAGUACAGUCAUCUAUAGAGCGACCUGAAAGAGCUGCCUUAGAGCCCCCAACAGUCACCUCUUUAAAACCUCCAGAGAGAAAGACAGGGGGUGAUCACAGCCCCGGAGGCAUUCCAGUGCAAGGUGACCAUAGCGGAAGCCACAUACCCCCAGUGGUUGCCAGUCGUUCCCCCAGCAGCAGCUACCCCAGGAAUUACAAAAACAGAUACUUGCAUGUUGACACCCAUUUCAGUCAGUCUCUGGCACCUGUGGCUACAGCUUCUUCUGGACCCCAAGAUGGCCACUUGGGUGUCAUUGCAGGAAGGCAGUCGCCAUACGACACUCAGCACAGACCCAUAGUGCCACUUCCAACACCUCAUUUAUCAAAUGCAACUACAGUACCGGUCUAUCAUCCACCACACUGGAAUCCAUCCGCACCAUAUAUUCCCAGAAACAGUUAUGGGUCUGCCGGGUAUCCUCCAGUGCCUAGGAGCCGCCCAAGAAAUCCUGCAUUAUAUGAGGACACCAUAGUACCGGAACUACCUUUUACAAGGGGCCAGAAACAUGGGACCGAUCAGCACAAUGGAGGUGGGGUAUGGGGAGAAACAGAUGAAGAACAGUCAGGAAUUUGGGAGCAUCCAAAUCGCCAUCCAGGCUAUUCUCACGAACAUCACAGCAUUAUUGAGGGUAGACUGCGAAAAGAUACAUUUGGUCAUCAGAUCUCUGAGGACCUCUCUCAUUUAAGCGGCAGGCACCCUCUACAAAGAAACAAUGCUAGAGGAAUCAUUACAGAAGAGGAUGAAGAUAUUCACAUCAUACAUCAAAACCCACCGAGUCAUCCACAUUUUCCGUCCCACGGUGUCCGAGAGGAGUCAUCUCCCCCUCUUCCUCGAGGAAGGGAGAACAAUUCGUCUGACAGGUUUGGGAGUCCUCCUGCAACAUUGGGAUCUCAUUUUGGUAGUGGUCCAGCACGUAGAGCAAACAUUCCUUCCCAAGGUCCAGUUACUCAUGGGGAGGUUGAAGAGAAUCAUCAUCAUCGAACUCACGGUUCUCCACGAAAUGGCGGACAUAGAGUUCCUUAUCCUGACUCAGUUUCCACUCCAGAGAGGGGUGUUCGCAGGCCUUUGACAGCUUAUGAUAUUUCGCAAACACACAACAUGUCCACCUGGGAAGAAUUUGUUGAAUUUCUCCAAAGAAGAGGAAUCAGGGUAGGACAAGUAUUGAAAAAAUUGAGUGAUGGUGCAACAAGAGAAGAGAUGGAAUCCUUUUUGAACAGCCCAGACCUGAUAGCACCUCGUCCACAAGAGAACACUGAUGACCACUUAAAAGAUAUGCAGGAAGGGCCCAGAGAUUACACAGAUAUACCUGCAGAAACAGAAGAUGGACAUCAUAGACAUUCUGGAGGAGGCAAUAGAGGUGGUCGGAAAAAGAAUAGGAGAGGCAAAAAUAAGAACAGAGGACGCAAAAACAGAAACAAUCGCAAAAAGGAGAAAAAAGAUAAACACACACCAAUCUUUACUACUCUUGUCACACCUCACGCAGACAUGACUGAUUAUAUUGCACAGGAGAGGAGUCACAUUCAUAAUUUUACCGAGUCACCAACAACACUCUCAGCUUCUUCAAUGCAUGAAAGUCUUCUAAGAGAACACAUAACUGAUGAGCCGCUUAGUUCAACAACAUCACACUCUCCAACAAAGUCUACUCAAAUUUCAAAAGAAUUACCCGAGCACGCUAUUCCUCCCACACAACCCACCACCGAACCUGACUUACAAGUAACUCAAGUUUAUGAUUCUGACAAAGCAACUGAAUUUCCUGUAUCAACUUCACACAAAACAGAGCUCAAGCCAGCUACAAAAACUUUUACUACACCUGUAUCACUGUCAACACUAACAAAACAUGUUCUUGCACCAACAGCUACUUCCCACAUUACAAGCUCACAUGUUUCAAUAUUACCAGCAUUUCUUACCACAGAGCUUAGUUCAGCUGUAAAGACAACACCUCUUCCAAGUCCUGUAAGUCCAAAGGCAGGAAGUUUAACACUUCCUCCAAGUAAACCUUCUGAAGUCUCAAUUAUAGCAUUCACUGUCAUGAAGAUUCCUAAGCAAAAGGCUCAAGAGGAGACUGUACUUAAAGACGUCAUGCCUAUCAACUCAGGACAGAAUAAUCAUAUGCAGCACAAGCAACAUCAUAAUUUUCCAACACAAAGAAUGGGUAAUAGACAAAGACACUAUCCAUCGGUGUCACCAAAGAAAAUUGAAGAGAACAUGGUCAUCAGGACUCCCUACGUCCACGAAGAAAGUAAAAACAAUUACACUUUCCCAGUGAAAGGCUUCAUGAUCAUUACAGGAAUCAUGGGUGCUCUAGCAGUGUUUACCCUCGUCGUACUCAUUUCUUACGCAAUAAUCAAGUGCUCUAAACAACCUGUUGUUAAUAAUUACCAAGUCUCUGAACAAAAGCCAACAACACAGUGAUGGCAAAUCUUUGGAUAAUUUAAUACAUUGGUAUGAGAGUGUGAAUGUAGUGUAUGAAAAUGAUAUAUUGUAUAUUUAAUAUAAUUAUUGUGUAAAGUAGAGAAUAAUACAUAAGUAAUGAUACCUAUGGUGUACAUUGUCCUUACAAAUUCAUUCAGUGAAUGAAAACCUUAUUACUUUAUUUAAAAAUGUAGCUUUUUAAUUCCUGUAUACUUCAAGCAUAAUUUAUUCUACUAUAACUAUGAUAAUCACAAAAAAUGCGCCAAAACGAAAUUUCACAUUUCAGGUGAGAAAGUUUGGACCAAUAAAUGUAUCAGUUUACUUCAAAGAAUGCUAAGUAGUGAAAAUUGUAGUCAAUUCUUGUAACUUAUAUAAAAUUUUAUAGCUAAAAAAUAAAAAUCCUAAAAAAUGU